This is a messenger RNA of Odontomachus brunneus, 8920 nucleotides long. RefSeq lists its product as uncharacterized. The transcript is spliced from 5 exons. Lineage: Eukaryota; Metazoa; Arthropoda; Insecta; Hymenoptera; Formicidae. Bases 1739 to 3691 code for a protein of 650 amino acids. The record is from RefSeq and is a predicted model, not a curated record.
AUACUUUGAAAUUUCGCGCUCACGCGGCUCUAGUUCAUCCGGCGCGAUGCUAGAUGGCGCGGCGAGAAGCAACGCGGCGGCUCCCACAAUCGAGCCGGGCCGGUCAAUCAGUCAGUUCGUAUCGGUCGCUCGGCUGGUUCAGUUAGUGAGCGCAUGCGCAGCGGGACGGUGCGCCAGCCAUAAACGCCGGCUCGAGGCGCAGCAGCUGCCGCUCGGUGUCGGUUGACGUUUCGUCGCCGUGAGAAACUCGUUGUCGAGUCUGCGCGGGUAUGCGGGCAACCUCGUUGGCUGGCUAGCGGGCUAGACGGCUGGCUGGUUGGUCAGUUCGGGCAUCUCUCACGUGCGUGCGUACAACCUGCGUGUGUGUAUGUGUGUGCCGUACGUGAUGUAGAAGGUUUGAAAAUUUGAAAAGCGGCGUGCGCGAGUGUCGCGGGUAGUUCCCGCGCGGUGCAGGUGUCUCGAUACGAGAAAGAGAAAAACAAACGUUGGCGGAGGAGGUGGAGGAGGAGUGCCGUCGUCGUUGGCCGUUCGCUUCUUCCGGAAGAGGAUUCACGUGGCUAGAAGGACGUGAUCUACCGUUGGUCGUCGUCGUCGUCGUCGCUGCCGCCGCCGCCGCCAUCGUCGUCGUCGAAAACGUCGACGGUACAGCCCAGCGGAAUGUGGCACGAGAGGCACCGCCGGCACCAUCUCGGAAGCCAUGCUGGCUGACGAGCUCGCACGCACCCGGCGAGGAGACGAUGGUAGAAAGCCGAGCUUGCAACCGCCUUAACGCUCGCACGCACGAUCGAUCGAUCGAUCGAACGAACGAAGGAACGAGCGAUCGAACGUCCGCAUUGUCGUCGUUUGGAAGAGGAAGAGAGACGGCGAAGAAGGAGGAACAGGGAGAGUGCGGGCCGGGGCCCUCCUCGCAGGCCUGAUCAUGUCGCGGAACACCAUUCCUGCCUUUGAUCUUGAGACUCUUCGACGCGCCUCUCACACUACGUAGCAGCGGCUCCCAGCGGCUCCGUCCGUCCGUCUGUCCGUCCCAAGGUGUGCCUCGUCGGCGCAUAGUUCCGCGUUGCGAGCCCGAUAUGUGAGCCGCCGGCUCCAUGUGGACGCCGUCGCCAUGGUGGAACUAGUGUGCAGCAAUUCGUUGAGCCCGGGAACAACGUAGCCUUGGUUCACGCGCGAACGCCUUUCCACGGCCGAGACCAACCGUGGCUGAUCACAUACGAUUGAGAAGAGAGAGAGAGAGAGAGAGAGAGAGAGAGAGAGAGAGCCGCUCGCGACGAAUGACGUGCCUUGCCGCGGACUCGAAGAAGACCCCAGUGCGACGUCGACACAGUGAAUUCGAUGCUCGACAACGAAUCCGAAUAUAUUUUGUCACGUGAAAUUUUUAAGUGCGCGAGCAAAGAGAGCGAAGAAAGGUGAUGCGCGUCUCGGUACGAUGAGACCGGGGUCGAAGUCGACGUUUCACCACACUCGCGAGUACGGAAGCUCGAGUUUCGCUUAACUGUGACGUCGGGUCAGCGCGGCGUGAUGAGAAGAGAGGUGACAGCGAAGUCUCGAUGAAUAUCGCGAAUCUAGCUCGACGACGGACGUCGGUAUAGACGGCGAGAUUGUGAACGAGUCGCACGUGGUGCUAUGACACGACAGACUCAGCGCGACUCGGUACUUGCUUCCGUCGCGAGGCCGCCAUGUGAGGAUCAGCGCGUCGAGACGCUAGAGAAGAGGCCUCACCCCGCGUGACACCAGCGUAAUGCUGAAGCACAUCCUGACGGGGCAGCCGUCGUCAACGGGCUCCAGGCAUCAUCACAAUGAUUAUCAGACGAGCUCGGGCUCGUUGCACGGUGGCGGGCACCAUCAUCACCAUCACUUGCACAACAACUCCCUGCAUCAGGACCAGCAGCCGCAGCCGCAGCAGCCGCAGUCGCAGUCGCAGCAUCACCACCAUUACACUGGGAAUAGCGGGACACGCAGCAGUGGCAGCAAUGGUGGACAUCGUAACAACGGCGCCGACGUGUACGACUCCGUGGUGCAGAGGUCAACGACGGCGUCGAACGCGCACGGUCAGUCGGCUACGACACCGUCGUCGACGCACCGGCAUCCCCUCAACCACUCCCAACUGAGCGUCAACAACCUGUCGCAACGGUUGAAUCACUCGCACGCGCUCAAUCUGUCGACCCUGUCGACCUCCAAGCACUCGGUCAAUAGCGUCAGUCCGAUCGCCGGCGGCAACGGCAACAACAAUAACAACAACAAUCAUCAUAACAACAACAACAACGUCUCGGUGAGUCAGCUGGGGCACACGCUGAUCUCGCAGACGACGUUGCAUCAGGACAGACCGAAGGCGAACGGCGGUUUCGAUAUAUCCAGGCUGUCGCGGCUGCCAAGUCAAACCACCCCUUCGCCAGCACCUGCGGCCGCACCUGUUGUAGCGGGCCAAGUGGCCGGUGGGCCGACGGUGAUACCUUUGAACGCCUCUUGGUCGUCGUCUCUGUCCCGCAAUCAUCGCGGUCAAGAGGCCGGUGUGAAGGAGAUACUCACGAGCCUUGGCUUGCUGUGCCUGGUGUCCCUGCUGUUGGCCCUGCUUUCGGUCAUCUUCCUGCUGAAGAUUUCGCCGCUCACGGCCAUGUCCAACAGCCUCAUCAGUCCGGAGGAGUUCGUGAUCGUAUACGAGGUCACGUUGGCGCUGUGCGCCCUCGCCCUGUCGCUGAACCUCUGCUGCCUGCUGGUCUGCGCCAUACAGUUCCUCUUCGCCGUGAAGCUCGUCAAGACGUCGUACCAGGGUCACCGGAGUAACAAGUACCUGCAAAAAUCGUCCAUCAGCCGCGUGUGCGCGGUCGGAGGUUUCUUCAUUAGCAUUCCGGUCUUCUUAACUGGCAUGAUCCUGUACACGUUCAUCCAGUUCCACUCGACGCCGGCGAUCGUCACGUCGGUCUUCAUCGGCCUCGGCAUCGUGUUCUGCGGGUGCGCCAUGGUCCACAACGUCUUCGUAUGGCAGAGAGAGAAGACGAACGCGGUGAAGGCGCUGGCCCGCGAACAGUGCGAGGCGGCCGCGGCGCACUUGCAGCGUCAGCAGCAACUGCAGCUGCAGCACCAGCAGUCGCACCAGCCGGCGCAUUCGCAGCACUCGCAACAACACCAUCAGCAGCAGCAUCAUCCGCAACAGCAGCAACAUCAUCACCACCAUCAUCAGCAGCUGCAGCUGCGACCGUCGACGCUGUCGACGCUUCACACCGGCACCAAGAUCGGCGGCCCGGCGACCACCCAUUCGACCGCCAGCCUGGCCCAAUCGACUCGCGGCCUGCAUCAUUAUCAGCAUCUACAUCAGCAUCAUCAUCAUCAUCAGCGGCACGUGUCCAUGUCGCCGCCGUUGCUGCUGUCGUCGCCGCAGGCGUCCUCGCAGCAUAACCAUUUGAGCCAUCGCAGCGGUGGCGGUGGUGGCGUCGUUACCGCCACACCGCCGACGACGCCCGGCGACCGGUCACCGCCGAGUCCUGGCGGUGGUGGCGGCGGCGGCGGCGGCGGCGGCGGCGGCGGCGGCAGCGGCGGAAACGGCGGCGGAGGUGGCAGCGGCAAGCUCAACAGGUCGCAGCACUUGCCGCGCGAGACCAGCGGCAGCGUCAGCCCCGGUCUGCCGACGGCCACGCUCGACCUGAGCAGUGCCGCUACCACCAACAGUCCCCACGAAUUGUCCACUCUCGUCUAGAGACGGGAUGUCGCGAGUAAACGGGUCUUCGAGAAAUCAAGAGCCUACUCGACAGCGUGUCUCUGGCUGAUCGAAAAAAGCCUAUUAGCGUAAGCCUCGUUAGAUUCACGUUGUAAACGUUUGCAGAGACAUUGCACACGAAGACGUUCGCCAAGAGUACUAGGCGAAGCCUAUAAGAAGUACCGUACUGAAGUAGAGGAGACUCUCUCGGACUCUCUCUCUCUCUUGCUCUCUCUGGAGAUCCAGAGUUGACAGUCCGAGAGAUCUUCAUUUGAGAGUGUGUUAGCGUCAACGACCGCAUACAACAGAAAUAAUCUAAGUCAUGAAUUCGUGUACUCCAGCCCUCUUGCACUGGCUAAAGCCGGUGUUGAUUUAUAGGAAGGGACCAAAAUGUCGAAAGAAACCGUGAAUAAUGUACGACGCGAUCUCCGGGAAAACGCCGCCCAGAAAUCGGAGCGACCUGUUGCCGGGCAAUUUAUUCGGGGUUCGUGCGCGCACGGUGCGGACUUAGUCCCGGACUUAACCGCGCUUGAACGCGACGCAGUGGUGUGAGUGAGCGCGCGGCGAUUAAGGGCCCGAGAGAGAGAAGCGCUUUGCGCCCUUUGUAACGCCCGCAACACGAAUCGCCGAAAGCUAAGACGCCGGACCGACGAAUUCUCGCGUAUAUUUUGUUUGAUCGCGAUUCAUAACAGUUACGCAUGAAUAGAAUAUUUGAUGGGAAUUGAAUUCAACGACAUAUCUCGAGCGUAUUUUUAGGUGAAUCUAACAAUUAUCGGCCACGCAGCUAAUUACGAGGCAAAUGCAUCUGAAACUGGAUCUUCUCGCUAAAUUCUUCGUAAUUCUCAGUACGGAAUACCGUACUGUAUGGCUAUUGCAAGAUGAAGAAUGUGAGUUUUAAUCUAUUCAAAAGAAUCUCUAAUCUUUGCAAGACCUCUCAGAAAAAAAUAGGCUUUAUGUAAUGUCAAACCUCGUAGCUAAGAGUGUAGAAAAAAAGAAAUUGAAAAACUAAAAUUAGGUUCAACAAACUCCGAUGGUAUGCCGCGAGAAUGAGACAUUAGAUAUUAAAUUUGUGAAAUAUUAAAUCUGCACAAAUGAAUCGUAACGUUUACGUGUACACGCGCCUAAGAUUUUAUUUUGUAUCGAUAGAGUUAUUAUUCGGUAGUGAGCAUUAUAUCAUAUCAAUGAUAUAAAGUCACGAAUGGCAAUGAUCCGCGCUGUUGUUGAUAAGCCGAGAAGCGUCGUUAAAUGUUCUUCGGGCGAGAUUUCGUCAGCCGCGCGUCUGUUUAUCUCGCAGACUCCGUUUGUUUAUCGCGCAUAUUCCGGCGAUUAGCGACGAUAAACCUCGCACCACAGUCUUGGAAUCUGUACACUCUAAGCCGCUGACCGCCUUUACAAACUUGGGUCAUCAACCAACCAGUAUUACCCGAUGUAUGUUCUUCUUCUUCUUUUUCUUCUCUUUCCCGCCGAUACGUUCUCGCAUAGUCGGAGUCUGUGGUGUCUUGAUCCUGCUAGUAUUGUAGCUAACAUGAUUUAAUGACUUGUCGGUAGUGUUAGUUCCUGUUGACCUUGACGAGCUACAUUCUUUUGCAUAUCGCUACCAAUUACGAUUUUCUCAAGCAGGUUUCGCCCCGAUCGCCUUUACAGCGCGUUCCGAGGAACCGCGUACAUACAGCCGCUGUACAUAAUAUUCUUCGGAGAAAUUCCGCCGCGUCGAUCUCGCCGAACAAAACUUGCCGAUUUACGCUUUUAUCCGACACGGCCUGUACACACACACCCCGUGAAAUCAUCGAGGGCAGCAACAGGUUUCGGUAACCUGUUGCGCACAGUUCCGAUGAAAAAAUUCCUUCGCAUCGAAUGUAUUUUAUACAUUAUGCGUCUCGUAAAUAAAUAUACAUAAUAACGUAGUACAAUUCUGUCGCAGCGAGCGUGCGACGCCUCUCGUGUUGUAUCAGGUGAGAUAAAAGCUCGCGCGGUUAAUAACGAUUCAAGGAAAAGCAAUCGUUCGGCGCAAAACCGCGCGAAAUUGCAUUUCGAUGCUUGCCAAGAGCCGCGAUUGUCCGUAGAAAAAUUGUAAUAAUCGGGUACAAUUUUUUCUUUUUUUUUUUUUUUAAGUAAACUUGAAACAGCGCAGCCAAUACUUUCGAUGCGUGAUAAAUCUAGAAGAGACGAGAAAUUGGCACGUAUGUGAAUCUUGCCAUGUUUUUUCGAUUAUUAUUAGUAUAAUGUUAGUAUUAGUUGUACUUAUCUUGCAAAACCUCUAGUCCUAGGUUACUUUCGUUUACACGGAAGCAUAAGACUUUAGAAUUCUGGCUAUCGCAUAAUCGUGCCGUUGAUUAAGGCGAUAUACGAAAAGGGAGUGAAGAAAAUCUAAAGUGUUGAAUAGAUUCGUUUCGAGAUUAAUUCGAAAACACGAUGUUUCAUAUUUGUCUAUUAUAGAUAUUGAAUGGACUAAUUUCCAGAGAAAAAGAGAAAUGUAUAGGUCCAUAUUCUGAACUCUCUUUUAUUGCUAAAGGCGCCUCUAGGAGUGACUUAUAGCCACUCCUAGAGUCAGAAGGCUUAUAAACCACUUUUAUAGAGGCACUUUUAGCAAUAAAAGAAAGUUCAGAACAUCGUGUACUUUAUCUCGUAAAUCGCCUUGCGAGAUGCUUGAAAUUUGCGAACUCGACACAGUGGCAGAAUCAAGUUUAUGCCCGCGUAAGGAGGUUUAAAUAUCUCGAUUAAAAUUAGGGAAUAAAAAAGAAACGGGAGAGAAUGAGAAAGAAAGGAGCGGGUAAUUAAUAUGAGAUGAGUAGCAUAUCCUAUGUAAGUGAGAAAAACAAAGAGUCUCAAGAACGAGAGCGGGCCUCGAAUGCCACUCGAUAUACCACAAGAUAUAAAUCUGAAUGUUCAUUAAUCUCUUUGCCAUCGAUCCGUAAAAAAAUAAUUGGCCGAAUGAGUUCGUCAAACUUCGAGCCCUUGAACGAAAAGAAAAAAGAAUCUAUGCGUUGCAUAAUUUAUGAAUUAAAUACAUGAUUACGUUUCCUUUAAACGUAAAACAAUCGGUGCGUUUUAUAGGCUAAAAGUAACGAGCUAUACAGUAAGGGCUGCUAUGAAUCUAGAUUUAAGCAUACUUAGAAUUAGGUUUAUAUUUUUAUAUCAUUAUAUACCGCGGCGCGGGAGUGCUCGCGCAGAGUCGUGAAGGAAUAUAUACUAAAACAAAGGGAUCAUAGUUGCAGUACGUAAAAAUAAGUAUAAAAUAUUUGCGACAGUUGUGCGAGAGCUUUCAUCUUCGCUCGUGCACUUUUUUAAUAUAUCGCAUUAACUUCAAUUAUAUGUACACAUUCAAGGAUACAUGAAAAAGAAGUUUCACAAAAUUCAAGAUUAAAAAAAGUAUAAAGGGAGUAUGUUGAAAAUUGAGCGAAACUAGAACCGGGAAUUGGUGAUUUUAUUCGAUUCUCCUCAUCAAGGCGAUUCCAACGAUAGAUAACUCGGUAAUUAUAACAGUCAAAAUCAAUCAAUCAGAUCAUAGAAUUGACAGAAUAAUCUCAAUUCUUGAGAAGAGAACCCAUAUGAGAUUUCAGCAUUAUAAUGAUUGUACAUAGGCAGCAAGUUGAUCUCAAUCUUGUCUACAUCAACAUGAAGUCGAUGAGCAACAACACAAGUCUCCUUUGUCCUCGUAUUAUUGACAAUUUUUGAUAAGCUCAGGACAGCGUUCGGAGUAUCUACGAUGUGUUUCGAUCAUCGAAAUAACCGCACAUCGGACCAUUUGAGUCGUAAAAAAUAAAAAAAUAAAACCAAGUUGGUCGCAAUUCGAAUUCGCGACCGCAUAGACUGCUGAUCGAUGGCUAGCCACUGCACCGACCACCUUAGGCCCGAUUCCAUUAAUGUCGAUCAAGCCUUAAACCGCGUUUAAACUAUUUGAAAUAAAGACUUAAACUCAGAUCAAAGCCCAAUCGACGUUGGUGGAAUCGGGCCUUAGAGUACCUAACUUCGUUGACCGUUUUGACUAUAAUAAUCACUAAGUUGAUCCCACGUGUUUUACUUAUUGUUGGAAUCAUCUCGACGAAAAGAAUGAAACUAUCAAUUCUCGUUUCAAUUUUCACUCAGUUUUCAAAAUACUUCUUCAGAAAAUAUACUAAUAUUCGUUUUCUUGCACACACACACACACACACACACACACACAAACACGUAUGUGUGGAGUUUCAACAUUAACAUUUUAUCUUUACAUUCUCUCUCUCUAUCUCUCUCUUUGUACAUGUAUAUAUUUAUGCUUACAAUAUCCACAACAUUCGGAAUGUAACUUCCUGUAUAAUUAAAGAUGAGAGAAAAAAGGGGAGAGAAUACAGAAAACUUCUACCACUUACGGUGUUGUGCGGAACCAUGAUGGGAAUUAUGCAACGUAACAGCUUAUGUAAGAAGACAUUUGAUAACCUAUGGAGAUGUCGUAAUGCACUUACAUCAUGGAUUAGUGUGUUUUGCAGGUUUCGAAAUUUAAUCACGCUAUCGACAUUUAAGACCCGGAAAAUGAUUGAGAGUAUUUUUACAUAUCUAAAUGUAUGGUGUUUUGCAGAAAUUCUGUAUCGAUAGAUUACACCUAAAUUCGUUUGUAGACAUGUAAUUUUACAUUCUGGCAUUCAGCCAUCGCCGAACUGCUUCAAAAGAACCCACUGACAUUCGCGGUUCAUGUCUAGUUUAUAAAUCGGAGUAAAAAAAAAUGGGGACGAGAAUAAUUGAAUACUCGCGCCCUUAUGACUAUCGAGUCGACACACGAAUUGAAAGACGAUUCGAUUAAGUGUAUAUGUACAUAACGAGAAAAUAUAUCGUAGUGACGUAUUCGAACAAAAAGCGCGCGCGCGGACAGAGCAGAAAACUGAAAAUAUGUAAAUUGCGCGUCUAGCGAGAUUACAUGUAAACACUUCACCGCGUUUGUAAGUAGUGUAGCAAUAACGCAUCUUGCAAGUAACAGUACAUAACUGAAUCGAGCGAGUAAGUUAUUUGUUGGGUCCACAUAUAACGCGCAUAGUACAAAAGUGUUUUAGCUUUAUGUACUGAUAAUUAUGUAAUAACACAGUAGAUGUAUGUCUGGUAUGUAAUUAAUUGAGAAGAAGAAAAAUAAAUUAUUAUGAACAUAUACACACACUACGAGUUCGCAUCAAUCUGUGCGAGAGGAACGCAUUGCGGUUCCAACUCGCCGAAUAUUAGGCAAUAUUGUUUUGCGGACAAUAAUAAAAUUGCAUUAAUAUCGUGUGA